Patella vulgata (common limpet) is the source of this 2867-nucleotide messenger RNA. Its product is annotated as STAM-binding protein. Gene Ontology annotation, cellular component: membrane; endosome. NCBI's taxonomy places the organism in Eukaryota, Metazoa, Mollusca, Gastropoda, Patellidae. The transcript is spliced from 10 exons. Gene Ontology annotation, molecular function: protein binding; K63-linked deubiquitinase activity; metal-dependent deubiquitinase activity. The record is from RefSeq and is a predicted model, not a curated record. Gene Ontology annotation, biological process: protein K63-linked deubiquitination. Bases 406 to 1767 code for a protein of 453 amino acids.
AAAUUGUUAUUAAGAAAAUGGACGAUAUUUGCUGAAUUUUAAUAACAUUGGAUCCCAACUGAUACGAAUUUAGUUAUGAUUCACGUCUUCAUUAUCUCGUGACAUUGAAAUUAAACGGUAUUUAUAGUUGUAGCUGAAGACAGGGAAAUGAACAAUGAUGUUUUCUUGAAUUUGAUUUUGAAUAAUCACACCUAGACUAGAGCUAGAUUUUUUAACAAUAAUACUAAUACAAUUGAAUAGGCCUAGUAGCAAGUCAAAAAAGCCAACACUGAAACAGUCUUACAACAUUACAAGAGUUCAAACUUCUUUCCUUACAGUGACAGGUGGUAAUACAGCCAAUUUUAUUAUUCAUGUUCUUCAUUGACAUCCAACAGGUUCAGAGUUCAGUGAGGAAAAGUAACGACAAUGGCAUCGAAAGUAUCUCAUAUAAAUGAUCCAUCAGCUAGACUGAAAGCAUUAUGUGAAUAUGGUUCUCAAGUGGAAGUUGACAACACAUUAUCUACCAAAUUAUAUUUUAGAUCUGGACGUGAGCUGAUUAGAAUGGCAAAUGUCUAUCUGGACGAAGCCAAUUAUGAAAGUGCUUUUAUUUUAUAUUCUAAAUAUAUAACGUUAUUUGUGGAAAGACUUCCAAGUCAUCCUGGUUAUAAGUCAUCACCACCACCUGAUCUGGCUGAAAUCAAAAAGAAAAUGAAGACAGUUUUUCCACUCGCGGAAGAAAUCAAAUCCAAAUUAAAAAAAAGAUAUAUUGAAGAACAGCGUCAAAGAGAAGAGUUGGAGGCCAAACGACAAGCUGAACUAGAAGCUGAAAAUGCUAGAAAACAGGCAGAGGAAGAAGAAAGGUUAAGAAAAAAACUUGCUGAGAAAGAAAAGAUCCGAAAUGAAUCUGAAGAAAGAUGGUGUAGAGAACAGGAAGAAAGAUAUCGUGAACUACAGUUACAGGAACAAAGACGGUUAGCACAACUAGAGAUAGAUAAGGAUAAAGAUAAUAAUACAAGUGGUUUAAAUAAUCAACGUAUAUCUGUACCGUCUGGUAACUUGGACUUUAUACCUAAUGAUUUAUCUAAUUAUAUGCCACCAACAGAUAUUGGUAUAACAACUAUACCUCCUGUACCUAAUCGUGAUUUAAAGAAAAAUCUAACAGUUAGUGAUUCAAGUUCUCCACAAAUUCCACUAGUUAAUAGAGAUAGUAAACCAAACUUUGACCAUUUUACGAGUAUUGGUAAUUUUGGAGGCGGUUCUAGUAAUAUUAGAAAAGUUGUAGUGCCUACAUCUAUUUUCACCCAGUUCCUUACAGUAGCUGAAUCAAAUACAAACAGAAAUACAGAAACAUUGGGUAUAUUAUUUGGUAAAUUGGCAAAGAAUGCAUUCCAUAUAUCUGAUGUUUUUAUACCUAAACAACAUGGAACCCCAGAUAGCUGUGAUAUGGAGAAUGAAAUAGAUUUAAUAGAUUAUCAAGAUAAAUACGAUUUAAUUACACUUGGAUGGAUACAUACACAUCCUACACAAACAGCCUUUCUAUCCAGUGUAGACAUGCAUACACAUUUUCCAUACCAGAAAAUGAUGCCAGAAUCUGUAGCUAUAGUUUGUUCACCAAAGUUCAAGGAAUCUGGAGUUUUCCGGUUAACACAAAAUGGUUUAACCCAGAUAGGGUCGUGUAAAGAAACAGGUUUUCAUUAUCAUCAAAAAGAACCACCAUUAUUUGAGCAAGGUGAAGGUGUAGAAUUAGUAGACGGAACAUCGGUACGAUUUACUGAUGGAAGAAAAUAAUCGAGAUGAAGCCUAGAUCUAUUUUUUUCAGCUUAUUUAUUAAUUUUUUUUAAUCAACUAUUAUAUAAGGAUCUUAAUGUUCUUGAUGAAAAAUUCAAGUUACUGACAAUCAAGGUUAUUGUAAAAAAUUUGUUUUAAAUAUUUUGUUACAUUAAUGAAAAAAUAAAAGACAAAUCUGUAUGAAAAGUUAUUAUUGGAUUUUUUCGGACCAAUGUUUCAACAAGUAUGACAAAAGAAUCGUUAUUAUAGUUUUGUGUUUAUUUAAUUUGAGCAAUUACUGAAUGACACUUAAACAUUUGAUAUCUUUAUGUAUCAAUAUUGGACCAUUCAUAUUGUGCUGAACACACUUUACUUUUUUCCUAUUUGAUUAAAGCAGAAGACAAUUAAUUUUUUAAAGUUGUAUAACAGCAACAUCCAACAUUUUUUCUUUCAAGUCAGUGUGCACAACAUUAUUGGCCAAUCCAAUUGCACGUAUUGCUAUAUACAGGACAGUGGUACGUAGAUAAUUAUGGGAGUUUUAAAACCCCAGCAAAUGAUGCAGUAAGGAUUAGGGUUAUAAAAUGAAUGGCUGAUACAAACAGAACUGUCAAUGGCAUCACUCAUGUGAAAGAAAGUAAGUCAGAAAUCAGAAAAAUUUUUUAUAUUUAAAACUAGUCACUAUGGUGCUUAUAAACAUGCUUUUGCAAUGUAACAUGUUUGACUAGUUCACGCAAAAUUAUAUGAACUGUAGCAGUUAAAUACAAGGUGUUAAUAUUUUUGGUAAAAUGUUACUUCACAAUUUUUAAAUAGGUCUAGUCUGUGUUAUAUUAAAGUCGAACGUUUCAUUUCUGUGUUUUUUCCUGUGAAUUAAGUGCCAAUAAAAUGUUAUGUAAAUAUAUGUUUAUACAGCACAGAGAAGUAAAUUUUCAUAAAUGUAUAAAUAUUUUAUCAGUGCUAUUAUUUAUUCAGUAUGAUUCAAUGUUGUGUAUAUGCCUUUUGAAUCUAAUGUAUAUUUGUAUAUAUAUAUAAGAGGUUUUGUAUGAUAAGUACAGUAUACUGUGUAUAUGUUCUAUAAUGUUUUUAUAUUAUGUACAAAAUAAAUACAGUAUUGUAUAUGGAAA